AUGGCGACACCAUCUUCGAAGCCAAACCCGGGAGCAACCCCAACCCACCUGACUUCUUCUCCUCGUCCUUCUGGUGGGCAUAUGGCAAGACCCAUAGCUCACAAGUCACCGUCAACAAGGACACCCUCAGCAUCAGGACAUGGCCAUGGUCAUCAACCGAGCGUGUCCUCUCACCAAUAUGCCACGCCUCUUGCCGCAACUACAGGUAUUGACGAUGCUGUCACGUUCAGUUCACCUUCGGCUCUGCUUGCGCUCGGUGGUUAUAGCGGGAUUAGUCCUUCUCCUGCUGGGCAUGAUGCGCUGGUAGGCUCUGGUAUGAAUGAGAAUGACAUUCAGACGCUGGGAAUGCAGGGGAUCAAACUAAGAACUGCUCGGGAUAAUGAUGAAGAGCGGAGAAGACACAUUGAUGAUGUCGUCCAGCUAUUACGGACCCGCAUCGCCGGCAGGGCAGUUUGCAGAGAAGGGAUCGAGAGACUGGGCCAAUUUGAGAAAUUUGAAUCGAUCUGGCAGGAGGACAAUCUCAAUAUUGCUGGAAAUUUCGUUGACCUUGAGAUUGAAUUUUAUCGCGGUCAGAAUGUUGUGAAAGACGUCAGCCUCAACUAUCUAACGCAAGAAGGUACGGAUGGCGAACGGCGAGAAGAAGCUACGGCUGUCUUAAAGCGCGAUCUAGUGCAGAACCCGGAAGACGGAGAGCGUGGUAUAUGGAAGUCUUUGACUGGAUUUCAUGGGAAUCUACAGUGGCUUUCCAAACAUGACCGGCUCAGCCAGGAAGUCAAUUGCUUUGAAGCGAUUGAAGGUCUCUAUGCGAGCUUGAAACGGGUAUGGAGUGAGGAGCAGAAGCUUCCCAAGUACUCCCGUGAGUAUGAGCACCUAUGUGCAGGAGCUAUCGGCCGACCUGGUCUCCAUAGAGGGAAUCGAUUGGGACUCUGUUUGGAUUAUUGGAUUCCCCAGGCGCGAGUGCUAGACGCAAAGCAUACGAAAUCAUCUCCUGACGCCAUGGCCAUCGAUCAACCUGCUAGUCAAGCGACCGACGACGAUCUAGAGCCGCAAAAAGGAAAAUGGCGUGUUAUGAUCGAGUGCGAAGAAGGAUACCCGUCACUACGUAUUUCAAAAGAGUGGGUUGGCUCCGAAGCUCUUACCGUGGUGAACAAUGACGCGAAUGGCUCUUCUUCGAGUGAGACCGCCGCUUCAGACAUUGCAGUCGUCAACUGGGCCGAGCCACCCCCAACCAUGAGCUCCUUAAAUCAGGGUGGCUCCGAGGCGAUGGGGCUUGAUACAAGCAUGCUGGGUUCCUCCACACCGAACCGCCGAUUCGUCGCUCGAAUGGAGCCGCCUCUUGAUGUUCCCAUCUUGGCAGCUUCUGAUAUCUAUCGGCACCUGGGCAUUCAGCUGCCUCAUGAGUUUCGAAUGGUGACUUAUGACGGGUUGCUAGUUCCCGGAUGGUCGCCUCUGUCCGCGACGGAGGCGGACGCUGAAGACUCCAAUCAACCGAGUCGGAGAAGGCGAAGAACGUCUGUACAGGGGUUUGACCAGGAAGGCAAGCCUUGCACAAAACAUCAUGGUUACACUUUCCAGGCUUUCGAGUCAGUGGCAGGUCGAACCAUGCGUGAUAUACCAUUCUCGCAUCCGCGGCAACUUGCAGACAUCUUCCCGAUCCUUCGCCAGUAUGCUGUGCUAGCAAACCUUGUUCACAAAAUCUUCAAGGACGAAGGGUUGAAGAAAGAUAGCCGGGGAAAUACAGAGAGAACUUCCAGCCAACAAGAUCCUAGGUUGCCGACCAAGCAGAAUAAAACGAUCGUCUUGAGCAACAAAGAUCCGAAUGAGCAGAAGCUUGAACUAUUGCUGAAGGGACCAAACAAAUCAGCUGUUGGUGCCACGGGCAUCGGAGAAGACACUCCAAUGUCCUCGCCGACACCGCUGGACAACGACGGUGCCCGACGAGAAGAAGUCAAGGUGGAUGUGACUCUGCGAACUCAGCUCGGCCAAGCACCUGUGAUUAUGCUGCUGUUCACGGUGGAGGACCCUCGUCUCGCAAUUUCUCCUGGGGACUCCAUAUUGAGUAAGGUGUCGCUUAGUUUAGAGAUUGGGCCGAACGGCCGAAUCUCGGUUGUGGACAUGACGGGACUACUGGAGACCGAGAUCGCCGCAAAUGGCAAGCCUGAUGUACAAGUGGCUGAUGGCCAGGUCAAGGAGGCCCAUGGAUUGCAAAGCAAAAUCGCCAAGGUGCUAGAGAUAUCCCAAGAUAUUGGGAUACUGGUGGAAUGGGUGUCGCGGUGGGUACGGCAGCAGAAGGGUCGGGGGUGA
Molecule: messenger RNA, 2304 nt
Organism: Aspergillus clavatus NRRL 1
Lineage: Eukaryota; Fungi; Ascomycota; Eurotiomycetes; Eurotiales; Aspergillaceae
Product: RNA polymerase II mediator complex middle subunit MED1
Exons: 2
Coding region: 1-2304 (767 amino acids)
Biological process (GO): regulation of transcription by RNA polymerase II
Cellular component (GO): mediator complex
Molecular function (GO): transcription coregulator activity
Source: RefSeq, a predicted model, not a curated record